Molecule: messenger RNA, 1509 nt
Organism: Henningerozyma blattae CBS 6284
Lineage: Eukaryota; Fungi; Ascomycota; Saccharomycetes; Saccharomycetales; Saccharomycetaceae
Gene: GNT1
Product: glucose N-acetyltransferase
Exons: 1
Coding region: 1-1509 (502 amino acids)
Molecular function (GO): glycosyltransferase activity
Source: RefSeq, a predicted model, not a curated record
AUGGUAAGAAUCAUAUCUAAGAGGAAGUUACGUUGGCUGGGUAUUAUUAUAAUGAUAUUCGUCCUGGCUUCUAUUUCCGUAAGAAUUGUGGUACAAUUUCAAUUCAAUAAAGAAAUUGAUUAUUAUAAGAAAUUUUUUAAACAAAAUAAAGAUGGACUAUCUGGCAUUUAUAAUCCGUUAGAGUUGAAACAAAUUCCUGAAGAAACGAUUGAUGAUUUAUAUUUACAUGAAUUAGAAAAUCAUAUUAAAGAUAUUGAUUGGAAUAAAUAUGCCUACGUGACAUAUAUUACCGACCCUGAUUAUUUAUGUAAUGCAUUAGUACUAUUCAACUCAUUGAUUAAAUCAGAAACUUUUGCAAAACUUGUCCUUUUGGUAUCUGGCUCUUUAUUUGACCCUGAGAUAACACCACCUGAACAAAUCGACGAUAUUAAUUUCUUAUUAGAUAAAUUGUCAAAUAUGCAAACAUUCGCAGAUGAUCAAAUUAUUAUUAAAAAAGUUAAUACUAUUAAAAAAGUAAAUGACGAUACUCCUUGGAAUGAUAGUUUAACAAAAUUACAUAUUUUCAAUCAAACUGAAUUUGAAAGAAUCAUUUAUUUAGAUAAUGAUGCAAUUUUAAAUCAUGAAAAUGAAAAUUUAGAUGAAUUAUUCUUUUUACCAACGUAUAUUACAUUUGCUGCUCCAUUAACCUAUUGGUUUACUUCUAUCCAAGAUGUAGAAAAAUCUUCCAAAGUUUUGAAAAAAAAAUCUAAAGUAAAUAUUAAUCUAAAUUAUUAUAUCAAGACUUUAAAAACAAGAAUUAAAAAAGGACAAAUGAUCUAUAAUCAUUUACCAAGUUUACCUGAUACCCUAUAUUUGAAUGCUAAAAAUUUGGGUCAAGAUAUUAUUAGUUCAGGUCCACUUUAUUCACCAAUUUUCGAUUAUGGUACCGAAUCAGUAGGCAAUUUAAAAUUUGCCACAGACUUAAUGGUUAUUAAACCUGAUCAAGCAUUCUUUGAUGAAUUUAUGUACUAUGAAUUACCAAAGAUAUUAAAAUCUAAUGAAAAAUACGAUAUGGAUUUAAUUAACGGAAGUUUAUUUAAUUUGAAAAGAAUUAUUUACAAUCAAUUUCAAUUAUUCCGUAAACUUAGAAAACAUUUUGUACCAAACGUUUUAAUUUUACCAUUUAAUAGAUAUAAUUUAUUAUCAGGUUCUGUUAAGAAAAAUGAUGAAUUAAAAAUACUAAAUAAUGAUAUAUUAGGCUACAAAAGAUUAUCUGAUUCUGGUGAAGAAGUGCUGUUUGAUAUCGAAGAUAUUGUUGCUAAUUCUAAAUAUAUUCAUUUUUCAGAUUAUCCAUUAGGUAAGCCAUGGAAUUAUGAAUCAAUUGAUAAAAUCAAAUGUGAUGUUGAUAAUGAUUUUGAUUUUGAUGAAGCUGAUAAUGAAAAUAAUUAUGAAUCAAACAAAAAGAUCUGUGAAUUAUGGAAUUCAAUUUACCAAAAAUAUUAUGAUAGACGUGAAAUUUGUUUUUCUUAG